UCUAAAAUCCUCAGAACCAAACUCAACCUCAGAAAAACCUUGCCUUGUUGUAUUCCCUUGUUGCCACGUGUCCUUCCCUCACACCACUAACUGAAAAAAAACCAACUGUUUCAUUUUCCAAACAGUCACUACUCUCCACAGAAAUAUAAGCUCAAAACCUUUCAGUUCUUCAAACGAAAGAAAAGAAGAAGAACCAUCACUGAAACACAAGCAGAACCCAGAGAGAGUUACAUAAUUUCAGACCCAUUUUUCUGAAACCUCUCUCUCUCUCCCCGUUUAUAUACAUUUUUAUCUGUACAUUUUCUCCACUUUCUCUCUGUAUAACCAGAAAACAGAGGGAGAGUUGUUGAUUCUUGAAUUACAGGCUUGAACAAUGGCUUCUUUAGUUUCUUCACCUUUUACAUUACCCACCACUAAAGUAGACCAUCUCUCAUCAUUCUCUCAAAAGCACUACUUUCUACACUCUUUUCUUCCCAAGAAAACCAACCAAACCAACUCCAAAUCACAGAUGAGAGUGAAAUGUGCUGCAGUUGGCAAUGGCCUAUUCACCCAGACCACACCCGAGGUUCGUCGAAUUGUCCCCGAGAACAUUCAAGGCCUUCCUACCGUUAAAAUUGUAUAUGUAGUCAUAGAAGCUCAAUACCAGUCUUCCCUUUCCGCUGCCGUUCAAACUCUGAACAAAAAUGGGACCUUCGCUUCAUUUGAAGUUGUUGGGUACUUGGUUGAGGAGCUUAGAGAUGAGACUACAUACCAAACUUUCUGUAAAGAUGUUGAAGAGGCAAAUAUCUUUAUUGGGUCAUUGAUUUUUGUUGAAGAGCUUGCUCUAAAGGUUAAGGCUGCAGUGGAGAAAGAGAGGGACAGGCUUGAUGCAGUCUUGGUGUUCCCUUCAAUGCCUGAAGUAAUGAGACUCAACAAGUUGGGUUCAUUUAGUAUGUCACAACUUGGUCAAUCAAAGAGUCCAUUCUUUCAGCUAUUCAAGAAAAAGAAGCAAUCAGCUGGAUUUGCUGAUCAGAUGUUGAAGCUUGUCCGGACAUUACCUAAGGUUUUAAAGUACUUGCCAAGUGAUAAGGCUCAAGAUGCUAGGCUUUAUAUUCUUAGUUUGCAGUUUUGGCUUGGCGGAUCACCUGAUAAUUUGGUGAAUUUCUUGAAAAUGAUUUCUGGGUCUUACAUUCCGGCUCUGAAAGGCAUGAAAAUCAAGUAUUCAGAUCCGGUUUUGUUCUUGGAUAGUGGAAUUUGGCAUCCUUUGGCCCCUUGUAUGUAUGAUGAUGUGAAGGAGUAUUUGAAUUGGUAUGGAACUAGGAGGGAUGCUAACGAGAAGCUCAAGAGUCCGAAUGCUCCUGUAGUUGGGUUGAUUCUACAGAGGAGCCAUAUUGUCACUGGUGAUGAGAGCCAUUAUGUGGCUGUGAUUAUGGAAUUGGAGGCAAGAGGGGCUAAGGUGAUUCCAAUUUUUGCUGGUGGACUCGAUUUUUCGGGUCCCGUUGAGAGAUUCUUGAUUGAUCCAAUUACUAAGAAGCCAUUUGUGCAUUCAGUGGUGUCACUGACUGGAUUUGCUCUAGUUGGGGGACCAGCGAGGCAGGAUCAUCCAAGGGCUGUUGAGGCUCUGAGUAAGCUUAAUGUGCCUUACAUUGUUGCAUUGCCUUUGGUGUUCCAGACUACAGAGGAGUGGUUGAAUAGCACAUUGGGGCUGCACCCAAUUCAGGUGGCCCUGCAGGUUGCUCUUCCAGAGCUCGAUGGAGGCAUGGAGCCUAUUGUUUUCUCGGGCCGGGAUCCUAGAACAGGGAAAUCACAUGCUCUUCACAAGAGAGUGGAGCAGCUCUGCACCAGGGCAAUCAGAUGGGGUGAGCUAAAGAGGAAAUCGAAGGAAGAGAAGAAGCUAGCAAUCACCGUUUUCAGUUUCCCACCAGACAAAGGAAAUGUUGGAACAGCUGCAUACCUGAACGUUUUUGCCUCCAUUUUCUCUGUCCUCAAGGACCUUCAAAAAGAUGGUUACAAUAUUGAGGGUCUACCAGAGACUUCUGAGGACCUAAUUGAAGAUAUACUUCAUGAUAAAGAGGCUCAAUUCAGCAGUCCAAAUCUUAACAUUGCCUACAAAAUGGGCGUGAGAGAGUAUCAGAAGCUAACACCAUAUGCUGCUGCACUGGAAGAGAACUGGGGAAAACCCCCUGGUAAUUUGAAUGCCGAUGGAGAGAAUCUCUUGGUCUAUGGAAAACAGUAUGGAAACGUCUUCAUUGGGGUUCAGCCCACAUUUGGCUAUGAGGGUGACCCUAUGCGUCUUCUUUUCUCUAAAUCAGCUAGCCCGCAUCAUGGAUUUGCUGCUUAUUACUCCUUUGUUGAAAAAAUUUUCAAAGCUGAUGCUGUUCUUCAUUUUGGUACUCAUGGUUCCCUUGAAUUCAUGCCUGGAAAACAGGUGGGAAUGAGCGAUGUUUGUUAUCCUGAUAGUCUUAUCGGAAACAUUCCCAAUGUCUAUUACUAUGCUGCAAACAACCCAUCUGAAGCUACCAUAGCCAAACGACGGAGUUAUGCCAAUACCAUUAGCUAUUUGACUCCUCCAGCAGAAAAUGCUGGUCUCUACAAGGGACUCAAGCAGCUAAGUGAGCUGAUCUCAUCAUACCAAUCUCUUAAAGACACUGGUCGAGGGCAACAGAUUGUGAGUUCUAUUAUCAGCACAGCUAAACAAUGCAAUCUUGACAAGGAUGUUGAUCUUCCUGAAGAAGGUGAAGAAAUCUCGGUUAAAGAGCGCGAUCUUGUGGUGGGGAAAGUUUAUUCCAAAAUCAUGGAGAUUGAAUCCCGCCUUUUGCCUUGUGGACUUCAUACCAUUGGUGAGCCUCCAUCUGCCAUGGAGGCAGUCGCGACCCUUGUUAAUAUUGCUGCAUUAGACCGUCCUGAAGAUGGAAUUUCCUCACUCCCAGCAAUUCUGGCUGAUACAGUUGGAAGAGAGAUAGAGGAUGUUUAUAGAGGGAGUGACAAGGGCAUCUUAAAAGACGUGGAACUGCUUUGUCAAAUAACCGAGGCAUCACGUGGAGCUAUUUCUACCUUCGUGGAGAAAACAACUAACAAGAAGGGUCAAGUUGUAGAUGUAGCUGACAGGCUGAGCUCAAUCCUUGGUUUUGGUAUAAAUGAACCAUGGGUUCAGUACUUGUCGGACACCAAAUUUUACAGGGUUGACAGGGAGAAACUUAGAACUUUGUUCAAGUUCUUAGGGGAGUGCUUGAAGUUAAUUGUGGCUGAUAACGAGUUGGGAAGUUUGAAACAAGCUCUGGAAGGGAAGUAUGUUGAGCCAGGUCCAGGUGGGGAUCCAAUCAGAAACCCGAAAGUUUUGCCAACUGGGAAGAACAUUCACGCGCUGGAUCCACAAUCUAUUCCAACAACUGCAGCACUGCAGAGUGCGAAGGUUGUGGUCGAUAGAUUGCUUGAGAGGCAGAAGGCUGAUAAUGGAGGAAAGUACCCUGAAACAGUUGCACUCGUGUUGUGGGGAACAGAUAAUAUCAAGACAUAUGGGGAGUCAUUGGCUCAGGUCUUGUGGAUGAUUGGUGUUAGGCCUGUUGCAGAUUCAUUUGGACGAGUAAACCGGGUGGAAUCUGUUAGCCUUGAAGAGCUCGGGAGACCAAGGAUUGAUGUUGUAGUUAAUUGCUCUGGUGUGUUCAGAGACCUUUUCAUCAAUCAGAUGAAUCUCCUUGACCGGGCAGUGAAAAUGGUAGCUGAAUUGGAUGAGUCGGAAGAUGAAAAUUAUGUCAGAAAACAUGCACUAGAACAAGCCAAAGCGCUUGGCGUUGAGGUUAGAGAAGCUGCUACCCGAAUCUUCUCAAAUGCCUCUGGCUCCUACUCUUCCAAUAUAAACCUUGCUGUUGAGAAUUCUUCGUGGAAUGAUGAGAAGCAGCUUCAGGAUAUGUACCUGAGCCGGAAGUCCUUUGCAUUUGACUGCGAUGCUCCUGGUGCAGGCAUGACUGAGAAGCGAAAAGUUUUUGAAAUGGCAUUAAGUACAGCUGAAGCCACAUUCCAAAACCUUGAUUCAUCAGAAAUCUCACUUACGGAUGUGAGUCACUACUUUGAUUCAGACCCGACCAACCUUGUACAGAAUCUGAGAAAGGAUGGGAAGAAGCCUAAUGCAUAUGUUGCAGACACAACCACAGCUAAUGCACAGGUACGCACACUUGCUGAGACUGUGCGCCUUGAUGCAAGGACCAAGUUAUUGAACCCCAAGUGGUAUGAAGGAAUGUUGUCCACUGGGUACGAGGGUGUACGAGAAAUUGAGAAGCGCCUCACUAAUACUGUUGGCUGGAGUGCAACUUCCGGCCAAGUUGACAAUUGGGUCUAUGAAGAGGCUAAUACAACUUUCAUUCAAGAUGAGGAGAUGUUGAACAGGCUCAUGAGCAAGAAUCCAAAUUCUUUCAGGAAAUUGUUGCAGACAUUCUUGGAGGCCAAUGGACGUGGGUAUUGGGAAACUUCAGAAGACAAUAUUGAGAGAUUAAGGCAGUUGUAUUCAGAAGUUGAAGACAAGAUUGAGGGUAUUGAUCGGUAAACUAUGAACCAAUAAAAUAUCUCCCGAGUACAAAUAACAUCGCCUAUGUACUUGAGCUAUCUUUCUCUUUUGAUCUCAUGAGGAUGCAUAAAUGCAACUUCGAUGAAUGUGAAUCUGUUUAGAAAUUCCCCAUUGUAAUUUUAUUCAUUUUUGGGGUUUUUUUCAUUGUGCUGUAACUUCUGAGAGAAACUUUUCUUCAGCAUGAACGUGUGACACUAAUAUUCCCAGUAAUUUAAGAUGCAAUAAUUACUUUCCAAAUUAGCACUUCCAUUACUAGCAUAAGUAGUUGUCACUGG
Molecule: messenger RNA, 4815 nt
Organism: Ilex paraguariensis (yerba mate)
Lineage: Eukaryota; Viridiplantae; Streptophyta; Magnoliopsida; Aquifoliales; Aquifoliaceae
Source: the annotation of a GenBank genome assembly